AUGCCCAGUGUUGUCCCUGGCAGUUCAUGUAAAUGUGUUCCUGACGACAAGUGCUGGCCCUCUGAUGCCCUCUGGAAACUCUUCAACCUCACGGUUGGCGGAAACUUGAUUACAACACAGCCUGUUGCGGCCUCUUGCUAUCCCGGUCCUGCCUUCAAUCCAGCUCAGUGUGCUUACGUUGAUAUCAAUUGGUCCAGUGCUACAUUCCAAGCAGAUCUUGCCAUCGGGCUCUCAUAUCCAACGAAUAUCACCUGUGCCCCUGUCAAUUUGACCGUAGGCAACACUCCCCAGCAAACCUGCGCGCUGGGAGUGAGCCCGAGUUAUGCAGUCAAUUGUACGGACAUACGACACGUCGCUUUGGCAGUUGUCUUCUCCAGGCUGUUCAACAUCCGUCUGGUGGUGAAAAACACCGGCCAUGAUCAGCUUGGGCGCUCUGAAGGCGCCAACGGCCUGGAAAUCUGGAUUCGCCAUCUUCGCAGCGGCAUUACUUUCCAGAACACGUUCAAGCCUUCUACUCGUUGUACCGCAAGCAAAUGGACUGGAGGCGCGUUCAAGAUCGCAGGGGGUUACACGUGGGGAGAUGUGGGCGCUGAAGCACAGAAGCACAACGUUGUUAUCGUCAAUGGUGGUACCCCGUCUGUCGGUGCCAUUGGAGGCUGGAUGCAGGGUGGUGGUCACGGGCCUGCGUCCCGAGACUACGGUCUCGGUGCAGAUCAAGUGUUGGAGCUGGAGGUCGUGCUUGCUGACGGGACCCUCGUAAUAGCUAAUGCGUGCCAACACAGCGAUCUCUACUUUGCCCUUCGCGGUGGUGGCGGCGGCACGUAUGGCAUCGUGGUAUCGAGCACGGUCAAAGCCUACCCAAUGGUCAAUGUCACAGUUCAACAUCUGGCCAUGUUCCCCUUGAGCGCAGACACCUCUGGACUUCUGGACGCUGUUGCUAUCUUAUACUCAUGCUAUCCUGAUCUCAACGACGCAGGCUAUGCAGGCUAUGGCCAGUGGUCAAUCAACAGCCCAGCACCCAUCUUCGCCAAUGUGACCACUGGUUACCUCCACGGCUUCCGCAUUUUUAACGCCACCAUUGAGCAAGCUCAGACGGCCUUCGACGUGACCCGAUCAAGACUGGCUCCCUUGAACCUGACCAGCGUCUUCAUCUCUGAGAGUUAUGCCUCGUAUGCAGACUACUGGACAUAUUACCAUGUCGAAUCCGGUGUCGAACCGCCCGUCGGUCUGCCUGCGUACGGAGCUGGAAGCAGACUAUUUGACCGUCCGUCGGUGACGCAGAACUCGAGCGCCCUGCGCAGUAUGGUUGAGACCAUCGCCGGCACGCCCAAGCAGUUGACGACCAACAACCUUGAACUCGUCGGCGGCGGGCAGGUGUUUCGGGACGCCUCUGACCCUUUCUCGGGCGUCACCCCAGCCUGGCGCACAUCGUACUUUAGCAACAUCGUCGCCCGGAUCCCGUCGUCUCCCAACGCCCGGCAAGCAGAACUGGACGAGAAGCAACGCGACAUCACGACCGUCAAGGUUCCCGCCAUGAAGAAGCUGGCACCCCACACGGGCGCGUACAUGAACGAAGCCGACCGAUUCGACCCGGACUGGAAGGCCGAUUUCUACGGCCCCGGCCACCACUACGCCAGGUUGUUGGCCAUCAAGAGAAAAUACGAUCCGCACGACCUCUUCUACUGUCCCACGUGUGUCGGGAGUGACGCCUUCGAGAUGGCGGCUGAGGGUGGCAGGCUGUGCCGAGUCAGGCGCGAGGAUAAUGAAGAGCAGAACCCAAUGUGA
Molecule: messenger RNA, 1785 nt
Organism: Fonsecaea pedrosoi CBS 271.37
Lineage: Eukaryota; Fungi; Ascomycota; Eurotiomycetes; Chaetothyriales; Herpotrichiellaceae
Exons: 2
Coding region: 1-1785 (594 amino acids)
Molecular function (GO): FAD binding; oxidoreductase activity
Source: RefSeq, a predicted model, not a curated record